AUGUCUUCUAACAGAGAUCCACCUGAUGGAGGAGGAACAGUCACUGAGACGCUUACAACAUAUGGCACAAAUCUAAUCUCAAACCGAAGUAGGCCAGAGGAAGAAAAUCAAGUAGAAGAAGCCGAACUGAAAUACGGAGCAUCUCAUGUUAUUCACUUAUUUGUUCCAGUUUCAUUGUGUAUGGCGCUUGUAGUUUUUACGAUGAAUACUAUCACAUUCUACAGUCAGAAUAAUGGAAGGCAUUUGCUUUACACUCCAUUUGUCAAAGAGACCGACAGUAUUGUGGAAAAAGGACUGAUGUCGCUCGGAAAUGCUCUUGUGAUGCUUUGUGUUGUUGUUUUCAUGACAGUUCUUCUCAUCGUGUUCUACAAGUACAAAUUUUACAAAUUAAUCCACGGCUGGUUGAUAAUCAGCAGUUUUCUGCUGCUAUUCUUGUUCACAACAAUUUAUGUUCAAGAAGUCCUCAAAAGCUUCGAUGUGUCUCCGUCUGCAGUAACAAUUUUGUUUGCACUUGGAAACUAUGGAGUAUUGGGUAUGAUGUGUAUCCACUGGAAAGGCCCACUACGCUUGCAACAGUUUUACCUUAUCACAAUGUCAGCAUUGAUGGCUCUUGUAUUCAUCAAAUACUUACCAGAAUGGACAGUUUGGUUUGUGCUGUUUGUCAUAUCGGUCUGGGAUCUUGUCGCUGUGCUCACUCCAAAAGGACCACUGAGAUACUUGGUUGAAACGGCACAAGAAAGGAAUGAACCAAUUUUUCCAGCUCUCAUAUAUUCAUCUGGAGUCUUAUAUCCGUAUGUGCUGGUCACCGCGCUCGAGAAUCCAGAAGAGUCAAGAACCACUAGCGAACAACCAGCUACCACUGAAGCCGCUCCAUCUACAUCUGCUGGCAACACUGGGUUUGCACCAGGACUGCAAAGUGAUUCCAAACGAACAGCGGUGAAACGUAUUCCUCAGAAAGUCCAAGUUGAGGAGGCUCCUCCAGCUGCUAGAAAUCAGCCGCAAAAUGUCAGGAUUGAACGACGUACCCCUGCAGUACAAUUAGAACAUCUCAACUACCCUCGCCAUGAUGAUUACCAGGAAGAAAGAGGUGUCAAACUAGGACUCGGUGACUUCAUCUUCUAUUCUGUUCUUCUUGGCAAAGCGUCAUCUUACUUUGACUGGAACACUACAAUCGCUUGCUACGUUGCAAUUCUCAUAGGGUUGUGCUUCACUCUCGUUCUUCUUGCAGUCUUCAAGCGUGCUCUACCGGCUCUUCCAAUUUCCAUAUUCUCCGGUUUGAUUUUCUAUUUCUGUACUCGUUGGAUUAUCACCCCAUUUGUCACUUUUGUCUCCCAGAACAGUUUCCUAUACUAG
Messenger RNA from Caenorhabditis briggsae, 1353 nucleotides. RefSeq names its product Protein CBR-SEL-12 (gene Cbr-sel-12). Gene Ontology annotation, cellular component: mitochondrial inner membrane; Z disc; nucleus. The coding region runs from base 1 to 1353 and encodes 450 amino acids. Gene Ontology annotation, molecular function: aspartic endopeptidase activity, intramembrane cleaving. The record is from RefSeq and is a predicted model, not a curated record. Gene Ontology annotation, biological process: Notch receptor processing; membrane protein ectodomain proteolysis; amyloid-beta metabolic process. NCBI's taxonomy places the organism in Eukaryota, Metazoa, Nematoda, Chromadorea, Rhabditida, Rhabditidae. The transcript has 7 exons.